AGCUGUCAGUAUUGUCAAGAUUUAGUUGGAAGAAGAAGAAGCUCGGGAAAAAAUAAAAAUAUAAUAUUUAAAAAAAAAAAAGAUUGUGCGCGCGAGAAUGAUGGAACAACCCAGAAGAGGCGGGAAAUGUUUAUAUGUACAGUACUAUCCCACAGAUAAAAAUUUGAUCUUUGACUCUUAUCUGUUCUUGUGGCCCCCCUAUUAAAAAUCUGAAACUGUGGAUCGAAGAGUGUGAGAAAAAAAGAAUGUUUGCGGCCGCACUUCCUCACUCGCGCCCUAAACUUUCCGGCGCUGUUGUCGCCACGAGAAGAACCACAAAUCCCCUGUUUCUUGCGUCACCAUCUUCUUUAAACUUGGUUUCUUUCUCCCGUGUUCUUCGUAAGAGUGAUGGCUUAGUUUCCUCUCGCUCUUGCUCCAGUAAGAGAGGCGCACAUGACCUGUUCGAGGAUUUUUCAGUAUUGUUGCCGGAUACACCAUGGGAUGCAAAGAACACAUGGACUACAUUUGCAGCGUAUUUCUUCAUCCUACAUAUUCCCUUGAGUUUUGGAGGACUCUCCAUCGUCGCUCAGGUGCUUCAUCAAUCAACUCUCGAUCCGCUGACGACGGUUGCAUCGACCGCUUUGCUUCAGACAACGGAGUUUUUGGGGGCUCUAGCAUUGUUGCAUUUCACCGUGAAGCCCCAGCAUGCGAUCUCAAGUUUCUUCGUUGAAAAGCUGUUUACAGAGCAGAGAAGUUUGGUAAAAGCAAGCAUAAUCGGUGCGGGACUUCUGAUUGCAUUGGUUUUGCUCACUUCUGCCCUCGCUGACGAGUUCAUAGUAUCUAGAGAUGUAACCAGUCCUGUUUUGAAGGAAAUACUAUCGGAUAGCUCGCAAUCUAAAGCAGUAUGCUUCGUUCUCUAUUGCUUCAUUGCUCCGGCACUUGAAGAGACCAUCUACCGCGGGUAUCUUUUAACUUCGCUUGCCUCGAAGAUGAAAUGGUGGAAUGCAGUAAUUAUUAGUUCUUGCGUCUUCAGUGCAGCUCACUUUUCUGUGGAGAAUUCUCUGCAGCUGUUCAUAAUUGGCUGCAUACUGGGAUCUGUAUAUUGUUGGACUGGAAACUUGGCUUCUUCGAUAGUUAUCCAUUCGGUGUAUAAUGCGAUAAUUUUACAAUCCACUAUUAUGUCUUGAUUAUUGGUUUACUAGUGGAAAAAUAAAGAGCUUUGAUGUAUUGCGACUUAUUGAUUUUUGUUCUAAUUUAUGUGUGUU
Molecule: messenger RNA, 1244 nt
Organism: Ananas comosus (pineapple)
Lineage: Eukaryota; Viridiplantae; Streptophyta; Magnoliopsida; Poales; Bromeliaceae
Exons: 4
Coding region: 246-1166 (306 amino acids)
Biological process (GO): CAAX-box protein processing
Cellular component (GO): membrane
Molecular function (GO): metalloendopeptidase activity
Source: RefSeq, a predicted model, not a curated record